This is a messenger RNA of Melospiza melodia melodia, 13214 nucleotides long. It is a transcript of the gene GABRA4, whose product is annotated as gamma-aminobutyric acid type A receptor subunit alpha4. Gene Ontology annotation, cellular component: synapse; dendrite membrane; neuron projection. NCBI's taxonomy places the organism in Eukaryota, Metazoa, Chordata, Aves, Passeriformes, Passerellidae. Gene Ontology annotation, biological process: signal transduction; nervous system process; gamma-aminobutyric acid signaling pathway. The transcript is spliced from 9 exons. Gene Ontology annotation, molecular function: benzodiazepine receptor activity; GABA-gated chloride ion channel activity; inhibitory extracellular ligand-gated monoatomic ion channel activity. The record is from RefSeq and is a predicted model, not a curated record. Bases 55 to 1719 code for a protein of 554 amino acids.
CCCGCCCCGGACAAGGCGUUUAACGUGCCCAGGCGUGAAGUAUGGCAUGCAAAGAUGGUUUCUGCCAAGGAGCCAGCCAUCGCCAUGUCCUCGGGUCUCUCCAUCGCCCUCCUGCACUGCCUGUGCCUGGCGACCUGUCUCACCGGGCCGCCAGGGCAGACCAAAAAAGAGGAGAAAUUGUGGCCGGAGAAUUUUACCAACAUCCUGAACAGCCUCCUGGAUGGCUAUGACAACCGGCUGCGACCGGGAUUCGGGGGUCCUGUUACUGAAGUCAAAACAGAUAUAUAUGUCACCAGUUUUGGACCUGUUUCUGAUGUAGAAAUGGAAUAUACAAUGGAUGUCUUCUUUCGUCAGACAUGGGUAGAUAAAAGAUUAAAAUAUGAUGGCCCUAUUGAAAUUUUAAGACUUAACAACUUGAUGGUUUCGAAGGUAUGGACUCCUGAUACUUUCUUCAGGAAUGGGAAAAAGUCUGUUGCACAUAAUAUGACAGCCCCAAAUAAACUCUUCAGAAUAAUGAGAAAUGGCACCAUCCUGUACACAAUGAGGCUUACAAUAAGUGCAGAGUGUCCCAUGAGAUUAGUGGAUUUUCCCAUGGAUGGUCAUGCUUGUCCUCUCAAAUUUGGGAGUUAUGCUUAUCCAAAGAGUGAAAUGAUUUAUACCUGGACAAAAGGACCUGAGAAGUCAGUGGAAGUUCCUGAGGAGUCUUCCAGUUUAGUUCAGUAUGACCUGCUUGGGCAUACGGUAUCCUCUGAAACUAUAAAAUCUAUUACAGGUGAAUAUAUUGUUAUGACAGUUUAUUUCCAUCUGAGACGGAAAAUGGGUUAUUUUAUGAUUCAGACCUACAUCCCAUGCAUUAUGACCGUGAUCCUCUCUCAAGUUUCAUUUUGGAUAAAUAAGGAAUCAGUACCUGCUAGAACUGUUUUUGGAAUAACCACAGUGUUGACAAUGACAACGCUGAGCAUCAGUGCAAGACAUUCACUGCCAAAAGUAUCCUAUGCUACUGCCAUGGACUGGUUCAUAGCAGUUUGCUUUGCCUUUGUGUUCUCUGCUCUGAUUGAGUUUGCUGCUGUCAACUAUUUCACUAACAUUCAAAUGGAAAGAGCCAAAAGGAAGACGGUCAAGUCCCUUCUUGAAUUCCCAGUUGCUCCAGUACAAAGGAAAAGAAGUACAGAAGAGACAUUCACGAGUACAGAUGCCAAUUCAAAUGUGAGGAAAAGAACAAAUGCCACAGUACAGUCUGAAGCUGAUGGUGGGAGCCGAAUUGACACAAGGCACAGCUCUGUCCAGCCUCCCUCUGUAGCUCAGGGGUCUUCUGACAUUACCCCCCACUCCCUUUCUGCAUCAAGUCCCAACCCUUUCACACGAAUCAACGCAUCGGAGACAUUAUCCUCUGCAAGAGCUACCCCUCCAGCUCCUCCUUCUACCCCAAUUUUAACUGGAUUUGUAUCCCAGCAUGCCACAGCUGGAUCCCCUUCCAUUCAGCACUUGCUUGGAUCUAGACUGGAGCAGAUUCAGACCACCACACCUAAUACAUUAGGAGCAUCUGCAAAGCCAUCUGCUGUCACACCACCUCCUCCCCCCGCCUCCCACUCUGGCACGAGUAAGAUAGACAAAUAUGCACGCAUUUUAUUUCCUGUUACCUUUGGAGCAUUUAACAUGGUCUACUGGGUGGUGUAUCUAUCCAAGGAUACCAUGGAAAAAUCAGAAAGUCUAAUGUAGUUUUGCUGCUAUGUAGUAGUUCCUAAAUUAUACUCACAUUUGAUGCAGAGUUUCUUCUUUUGAAACUAUUUAAAAAGGUCAGUAAUUCUUAUUUAUAAAAGCUGUGUGGUACUUUCCCGUUCUAAAGGCUGGAGUUACUGGGGAUAAUUUGUUAACUCUUAACAGAGUAAUGGGUAACAGUAAUGGGUCUUCCUCCCUUCAGCCAGCAAUGAACCAACACUUGCUUGAUUUAAGCUACUCUGGCUGCACAGAACUUGCAAUUGGAAGGAACACGCACCUGAAAGAAAUCAGAGGCAGAGGUGCACGGCUGUGCAGUGGAACACAUCUGACUGCUAGGAAUAUGCAUGUUGGCUAUCACAAAUGCCUGAGGCACCCAGCACUGCUGUCUGGACACAGCAUUGCAUUCUCUGAGUGUGAGGUCUAUGUCCUGUAUAUUUUGACAGUGCUUGCUAGAAAAGGACUUUCCCUGCUAGAUUAAAAUCGACAGAAUGGGGGGAAGAAAAUCAAUAGCAGCAAAAGGGAAGAGAGUCCAGCCUGGGAGAGUGCAACUCCAGGAAAGUUAUGCAAAGGAGUUGUAGAGCUCCGUAUAUUUUUACUAAGCAUUAUUUUGCAUUGUAACCUGGGAAAUUCUCACACCAAACUAAGAAUGAGUGAACCUUGUAAAAUCUGAAAUCUGAUGUAAUUCUCAAAAUUGGAUUUUCUUGUUUGGUAAGGUGAUCUUAAGUGGGUGAUUCUUCUUUGACCUUGCUGACCAGCUUGAGUGGAUUUAUUCCUAAAUUACAUCAAUUGUAGUAGAUGAGGACCAGACCACAAUGUUCAACUUUUCAUUUAAAUUCUUUGCUUUUUCUUUGGAUGCUUUGGGUUUUGGUUUGUUUUUUGUUUUUUCCCCCCAUACUUUUCAGUUACACUCCUGAUUUCCUUUAAACACAUAUUCCAUUCCCCCCUCCACCUCCUUAUGUAAUGUUUGUGUCAAGUUAAAUUUUCAACACAGUUUUAAAAGUGGCUUGAAAAUUAAACAAAAAAAGCCCCAUUUCCUGUGCAUAGAUGAGUGUGGCAUGUCACUGAGUGAAUGAAAGACACUCUUUUUGAGAAGGACUGCUGUGGUAUAAAUAAGAAAGUAAACUUUCUAGGUGGAUCCCAGGCUAAAAAUGUUAAUUUACUAUCCAUUUGUUCACUUUAAACUGUGGCAUAGAUAGCUGCUUUUCUUACCAAAUUACAGUAUGCAAGCAGGCAACAUUAUUAAAGAGUUGAAUAGUUAAACCUGAUAGAAAUCCUAAUCAUAAACAUUAUUUUCACUGGAACAGAUAGAAAACAAAUUGCCAAUAAAGAAAAGAAAUGUUUGUACAGAACUGUCUGGCUUGGCAAAUGGUUAGUGUUUCUGUGCAGGUGACAAGUGAGAAUCAAGGGCCAAAUUCUCAGCUAUGCUCUGGCUGUGCCUUUAAAGGGUCUGGAGUAAUCCUUAGCUUCAGCUGACUGGAUAGGAGAUUGGUGGCCUAUUGUCAAAGUCUUGUGCUGCAGGGCAGAUCAGGUGAGUGUUCAGUGGUUCUGUGCCCAGAGAAUGACCAAGGGACUUCUGGAGACCACAAGCUGCUGGCAACAAAAGGGAGGCAUAAGACUGCCCUAGACUAUGCUGGGACAAGAGUCAGGGUAAAAAGCCCCAUAAUGGUAAAACUAUGACUGUGCCUGUGUCUCUCCAAGCCUUUUAGCCAGCUCAUGGCUGAGAAUCUGACCUUUAACUUGUGGGACCUGGGAGAUACCCGGCAAGAGAUACUGCAGUGUGCAGUAUGGAUCCCAGAUGGUUCUUUCAUGUGUAAUAAUGAACUGUAGAUGAUAGAAUGCAGUGGAAAUGUCUUAUGUAACUUUAUUAUAAUGGAGUGAUAUAAUCAGUUGCCUAAGUCUUUCUUUUACAUAAGGGGUGCUCUCAAAGGGCCAGGUAUGGUUCUUUCCUUUUUCAUCUUCUACAUCUGGGAGAUGGUUGAGACUACAGCACUCAUUAGGAAAAAAUUGUGUGGCGUAAUGGAGAACUGGAAAUGGAGCACCCGUGCAUGAUGUCCAACUGCAGUAGUUUAUAUCUUUGGAUGCACUGUUAUUUGCUGUAGCUGUUUCCUCUCUAAUUAGGUCACAUUGUUACAAAUUGUUGGAAUAGAAGAUGGUAUGCAAGGGAUUAUUUAUUUGGUUAAACCAGAAUAAACAAAGUGAAACCUCUGGCAAUUAUUGAUUAUAAUUGCGCAGGUGAUAAAAUACGUCUAGCAUGAAAAAUGGUGACCUGCUGUGUGGAGAACUUAAUAUUUGCACCAGAAGUUAAUAAAAUUACUCUUUGCUUUUUUUUCUGUGAUGAAAACCAAGGAUGUUUUCUCACAGGCAGAACUUUAAACAAUUCAUUAGAAACAGUUGUCUGUUCUUUCCACCCAUCCCUGUAUAGUGAUUUUAUAAUCAGCUUUUUCUAGUGCAUCGUUCAGUGGGAUCAACACUAGUUCAAGCUAAGACUGAUCUAAAUGUGCUCCUUCAAUUCACUCGUAGUUUCUGUUUAAAGACUUAAAAGGAGGAAAAAGAACUGCAAAAAUAAUAAACUACAAGUAUUUAUUUCUAUGCUUCCAUUUUGGGAGAAAUUUUUAAUGAUACCACAGAAAAAGUUACCUACUUUAAAUAUCCAGUGUAUUUCUGAAGUACCAAAAGUUCCAAAAUUUCCAUGCCUAAAUUCAAAAUGAAGUACAUUAAAAAAAAUCAUGAUGAGUCUAGGACUAAUUUAUUGAACUUUACUACAUUUUUAUGUUGCAUCAUAUGAAGAAAUUGCCAUAAUUACCUUUCCAAAUUACAUGUGGACAAUGUAAAUAGGAAUUUAUUGUUAAUAGUUGUUCCUAAUUAUUUUUAAUCUCCCUGGAUGAUCAGAGACAGUAAAACAAAAAAGAGCACUGCAAUAUACCAGUGAUACCAUAACUUGAAAGCACAAAAGGAGAUAUAUGCUUAAUAUAGCAGCCCAAAUCUGCUAACUAAAAUCCUAAGGGAGAACAUUGCAGGUGUCAUUUCAGUGACCGAACAGCUUAUUAGAGAUGAGGUUCAGUGAGAUGAACUCUACAGGAGCUAUAUUUUUAGAUUUUUGUUCUUUUUUUUCUAUUGGCUUUGUUGAACAAUCUUUUUUUGACAGUAUCAUGCUGGUUUAAAACUAACUAAACACUUCAGAUAAGUUCACAUCUAUCAACCAGGAAAGGAAACUGGAGAGAAAGACAAAAAUCUUUACAGGGAAAUAGAGGUAGUUGUCCGCUGAUAUUUCCUCAGAGACAUUGUUACCAGCAACAAAACUCCCACAGAUUGCAGUGAUGCAGCCCUGACCACUAAUGCAGCCACUUGAGAAAAACAGUUAAAAACUUGGUUCAGGAAGAUUGCCUUCACAGGAACUGACGUGUGGUUUGUAGUCAAUUGUGAGCCCACUGCUAACAGGUUUCACUGCAACUUAAAAUAAUGAAGAUGAGAAAGGUUGCCAGCUUAGCCCCCAGCCCUUCAAGGUGACCUGAACUCUUGGAGCUCACCAGCAGUACUGGAAUCUGUUUUUCCUCCUAUUAAAAUGGACUUGUGUCUAUCAAAUGGAUGUUGGUAGUGCAUUUCUUCUCCCAUGUGUCAUUGAAGGGCAAAAAAGACUUCAAACUGCUUAGUUAUCCACUCUACAUUACCCUUUCAUCAGGCAAGUAAACUGGAUGAUAAUUGAAUGAAAGAGGUAAAUAGUUUAAUAGGGAAUGUGAUUAGAGCUCUUCUGUUAACAGGAGCUGAGAGUUAUUGAUUACAGGGUGUUCAAGUGUAGCCUUUGGCAUCUCAUCAUCUUCAACAUUCAGAAUGGACCUUACCCAGAAAUGGGGGAACCAAGUAAAUGUAUUUAAUAGGAUUAACCAGUAUUUCUACCAAAAAUUGAAUGAACUCAGCUUUUUUAUAUGCCCAGAAUUCCAUCUUCUUCCACUGUACUGUGCACCUCCUGUGUGUCAUUUGGCCUCUGUGUCCCUUAAUGCUGUAGCUCAUUGUCUGUGUGCCAUGUGAGACUGUCAGGGUAUGCGGUAUCUAUUUAUCCAAUUUAUCCAAAGCCUGACUUUCCAUAUUCCUUGUGUUGUUAGAAGUGUAGGGAAGGCCAGAACGGGAGAAAUGACAUACAGGCUUUGUAAGGGACACACAUUGGCCAUCUGGGACAUUUUUCCAUAGAUCCUACAGAUUCCUUAGGAGACCCUUUUUCAGUGUGCUAUAGCAGCACACUACACAUACAAAUCCCAAGAGUUGCCAGAGCUCUGCUUGAGUAGCAGAAUAGAUCAUGGGCUUUGCACACUUCUUAUAACUUUUGCUUAACUUGGAAGGAGGAAAGAAAUUUUGGUGAGUUCCUUGCCUUCCUGGGACUUGCCAAUAAGGGCUUGACCUCACUAAAAUAGAAGGGGUCUGUGUGGCUAGCGCUGGUUAUGAAUUGCAAUACAGAUGGCUGACAAAAACCCACCUUUGUUUUUGUUUAAUCCUAAUAUUGAAAAAUAGAUUAGGAAAAAAGCAGCUGUAGUGUUGAGAAGCCUAGGUUUAGUGUAACAUCUGCUGAUGGUACUGAUCAAGCCUAGGAUGAUCAGAGUUGUAGAAUCUUACAGAGCUUCAGGGCUAUACAGCAGUAAGUUUGCAGCGGGUCAGUGCUAAGUGGGGAGAAAAGGAGAUGCUUCCCUUCAUACUCUGACAGGAGUAAAGCAAUAAAGUAUCAGCUUUAUUGCUGCUCUAUUUAUAUGUGGUAGAACAAGACUGCAUAAACAAAUUUCAUACUCAAUGAAAAUCUGAGAGGCAAAUAGCAUUAUGGGGAUCAGUAUUAACCACCAGACACCAACCCCCCAAAAAAUGGGGAAAAAUCCAAGAAAAAAAUUAGGUUAAAUGACAGUAGCAUCUUUUAAAAUUAUUUAGUUGUUUUUUUUUCAAGAUCCUGCAUUUCUUUCACUGUGGGCUUCCAAGGUGAGUUUACAUUUUUUUAAGAAUCUCUACUGGUAUCCACUGGCACCAGUAUGUGUUUUUAAUUUUCUUCAGUUUACUUUAAAAGGGAAGUUUACUGGAAGGAAAAAUGUGCCAUUUUGAAAGCGUCUGAUAUACGUUAAUUUGUACCGUCCUCAUUUGUAGGCCUCUUCUCAGAGUCAAGAUGUAGCUAUUUUGGAGAAUGUGAAUGUGGGGAGAGUUUCAGUGUGUUCUGAGUAAAUCAGACUGAAAGUAAAUUUUUGCCACAUCCCAGGCAAGUGAGAGUAGUGCGAAGUACAGAGCACCCUGUAAAGAUCUCUCUUUGCUAAUGUUAUAUUCUGUGUUAACUGAGGGAAUGAAAAAUGCAAUUAUUGUAAAAUUGAUAGAAUUUGCAAAAUAUAAUUUGUUUUCACAUGAGUUAGAAAUUGGUAGGUAUUUAUUUCAGAAUUAAAUAGCUUUGUCUUCUAGUCCAUAACUUAUUGCAUCUAAAAGUAUCUCUUAGACUUCCUCAUGCUUUUUGUAUUAUUCCGCUGGAAAGGAUUUCAGAGAAAGCCAGUUAGUAUCCAUUGCAGUUCACUAUAUUUUUGGUCAUAAUUCUAGUUUCAUUUUCUUGUGCAAGAGGAAUGGAGAGCAUGAUGGCUUUUUCAAAAUAAAAAUAACACUGGCAAAACAAAAGCCUUGGUGAUUCCCUUUUUUAGAAAACCCACCAAACUCCCAUCAAUUUUUGAAUGGUUUUUAAAAAAAUAGUGUAGUUCUAGCAUUUAAAAAUACUAAUGCUGUUGCAGCCUGAGUACAUAUACAUACAUAUAUAUAUAUAUAUAUAUAUAUAUAUGUAUAUAUAUGUGUGUAUAUAUAUAUAUAUAUAUAUAUAUAUAUAUUCCUUGAAAUAAUAUAAUUUCCCUGAAUUUUAAGGAAGCAGAGUCAAGAUGCACUUGCUAAUAGUUCUAUAUUGAAAGAGUACCUUUCUGGAUGGAAAAUACCAUGUGAGGUAGGUAUUUUUUUUAUCACUGUCUUCAUAUACCUGUUUUCAAGAAAAAGAUCUGGAGAAAGAGUGUGACAUUAAUCUGUGACUGAAUUAAUCUUCAAGUAGCAUGAAAUCUGGGUUAUUUCCUGCUGGUCAUCUUGCUGGUCAUCUUGCUGCUGCAUUCACAAAAACAUUUGCUUAGUGUUUUUGUGAAUGAAGUAUCCAGGUUGCUGUUAACUGACAGCAGUCUGUGGAUGAUCUGAUGACAUAAAGAAACACUAAAGGAAACCAUUGAUUGUGAAUAUGUUUUCAUCCUUGGAAAAUACUUAACUGGAGUUUGGUAGAAGAAGCAGAUGACAGUAUGAAACACUCAGCUCUACUUCUGAGCUCAAUACAUUGAAAAAAUUAUUUGAGUACUGCUUUGUCUUGCAUCAUCAUCUUGUGCUGGUGGCUCAUCUCCAUGGUAAGUAAAACUGCUAUGAGGAUGGAGGUCUCAGAAGUAAAGAAUGUCUACAAGUACUUCUUCAAAGUUAUUUUGAAAUAUGAGAUAUCUAACCUUAUUACUAAGAGUAAUGUCACAGUAUGCUUUAUAUUUGCAAGCUUGAAAAUCUCCUUUUCUGUUAGGAUGUGCCAGGUUGUCAAACGAACCUUUCAAAAGUAGAUGAUUCUGUAUGUACAUGUAUUUCAUUUUUUUGUUAAUUUGUGGCAACAUUCUCUAUCACCAGAGGAGUGAUGGAGAUUUGAGGUGUUUCAGAUAACCAGAGCUCUUGAGCAAUCACUUUAAAAUAUUUGUUUCAUAGAUACAUGCCUUUGCAAAUCAAUACCAGCAGAGCUUUUGUGGUGAAAAAUAAUCCACCUGUGAAAAAUUCUGGUCUUGAAUAUUUAACCCACGUUUGAAGGGCUGAUGAAGCACAUUGGGCAAGGCAGGACUCAGGGCAUGUUUAUUCUUAGAGGCUUCUGAAUUGGAGCUGGCUUAUGUUCUGCCAUCUUCUGGAGCAGUCUGCACCAGAGAGGCUACAAGCAGAAUCCAUGAGCUUUUUGCAAGCUUUUUUUGAGACUACACCAUAAGUGUACAUUACUGCUGAGUGUAGCACUCUCACCUUCUUCUUUAUUGCCUUGCUUUGUGUGUGGGGAAGAAUUUCAGUGUUUGUGGGGAAGCAGGCUGAAAUAACUUGUCCAGCUAAACCCCCAAUUUUGUCUUGUUUCCUUUUGGCUGGUUGGUAGUAGUGGGGUCCGUCUGAUCUGGCUCCCAUCUCAGUGCUGGUACAAAGGAGGGUGUGGAGAGCCUGGAUUGAUGCUUUGAGCUGGGUUAAUGAUGGUGUGAAACCACAGCCUGAGGAUUCUGCCCUUCCCUCCACUGUCAUUAAAACAGAGGCUCUCUCAGGCUGUCUCAAACCUCCUGUGCCCCUGUGGCCAUUUUUCCUCCACAGAGGUGAUUUUGUGUAUUAUAUCAAUGACAAGUCAUGGACUAAAAAAAAAAAACAACAAAAAAAGAGGCCAGAAUUUUUGAAAGACACAAAUCAAUGAAGUUAUUUGAAGAGAGAGAAAAGGAGAGAAGGGAAAACAUGAGUAUGGAUGAAAAAAUUAAUUCUUGCUACCAAGCAGUUAUUUUAAGAUAUGUCCUAUUAGAGGUACUAGAACUGCAUCUGGCAGGAAACAGCCUAGAAAUAAUUAUUCCUUCAUUAUAAGUAUAAUGAGAAGUAUUAAAGAAAAGUGUCUAAUGUCCUAUUAUAAACAUUUGUGUUCCAUUGAAGCUGUUUGCAAAAAUGGUAUUUUCUUUGUCAGCCAGGAAGAAUUAGGAGACAGAAUAGGAAAGGGAAAAGAAUGAGUUUUAUUAAGUUUUACUGCUUCCCUUUGUUUUAGAACAUUUCUCAACCAAAAAUGUAAACAGUAACAUUAAAAAAAAAUAAUCUUUCUGGUGCUCUAUACAUUUAAUUUUCAGUAAUGAAGCACUUUGGAAUGUUUAGCAUUUAACUUGCUUUAUGUUUAAGAGACUAAAUAGAGAACAUGCUGUCUCUGAUUUAAUUCAGUUAUCAGAGGGGAUGUGGGUGAAAAAAACAGCUUUCAUUACAGUAACAACCAGGUUUUUUUUAAAGUAUCAUGCUUUCCUACUAAAUCUGAAGACUUCAUUCUUGUACCUGAAUUCACGGGAGCUGUUUGGUGCUGAGCAUUUCUGAUAAUCCAGUCAGUGCUACAGCGUGUGGGCUGCGCCUGCAUUUAGAGUUGCCAUGUCUGAAAAUGUACAUUCACAAGCUGGCACUUGCAGAGCAUGGAUCCACAAAAGGCAAAGGUGUGUGUGUGUGUACCCACAGUGGGUGCAUGAGAGCUGUUGUGCUGCUCGUGUGGGAGAAGAUGGGAGUCUGUGGUCAGAAACAGAGGGUAAGGAGAGUGUGGCUGCCUCUCUCAGAGGCUGAGCAGAGCUUAUAUUGGAUUAAGCCACUUAAGAAAAUGCACCCUAAGCCCCUUUUCCAAAUAGGCAGCGUAGGAGCAUGCUGAGUGCAAUGUGGAAUUCAGCUCCAACUGCAAAUCCUGCCUGAGGAUCAGCACAGUUAAUCUCCCCUAAGGGUUCUGGUGCUGUGGCUAGAAGACUGAAAAGAUGUGAGGCAGCUUCUGCUGCCAGCUGGGAUGCCCUCAUGUUGCUGUGCAUCCAAGCUGUCCUGUAGUGCAACAGGGUCUUUGGAGUAGUGGGAGGGGGAUAGAAAAUGCUUUUUUGGAGUACAAAAUAGGGCAGAGUGAAAACUUCCUUCAGGUCAGCACUGCUCAGCAACAGCACAGAAGGUCCCAGAGGAGCACCAAGGUGUUCUGCUCCUUGUCUGCUCCUUGCCUAUCUGCUAAAUGCUCUGAAGUGAAGAGUGGUGGGAGUGACAAAUACAGGUCUGCUAAUGAAACAGAAGAUGCUUAGUGCUGCUGCCAGGUAAGUACCCACAGUCUCCUGCCAGCAGCUUGUGGGCCUUCCCAGAGACAGAACUGCAGCGCUGACUUUUUGUAGGUCUAAUUAUUAUGCCCCCACCAUCUCUCCUGUAACUUAAACACUGGGAAAAGGGGGUUCUCUUUGAUGCUCUAUUUUGUUGCAUAAUUAUGCACAUUUUUCCAUUUUGUUGCAUAAUUAUUAAGAAGUAAAUCAAGCUGAAUUCUUCUCAUUUUUAAACUUUUUUUUAAAAGAGGCUUCCUCCCCUGCAGACAUGGAAAUCAAAAGCUCCAUUGCAAACUUCAGGAAGGUAGGAAACACUUCUAUGCAAACUUCUGUCUAUGAUUAUCUCACAAAGAUAGCUUUUGUUUUCAAAGAAAAUCUCUAAUUUGGAGGAUAUUUAGUUAAAUCUUUAAACAUUUUAUAUACAAAAAUAUUUUCUCUGUACUGAAAAUGUGAAUUUUAUUUGUAGACAUUUCACUUAGGAAGGUAAGGUGAAAUGCAUGUGGAUUUUCUGUUAAGCUUAGCUGUGGGAUAUUCAGUAGCCAUUUAAUACAUGGAUUAUAUUUUUUCUCUUUGGACAAUGUGGAGACAAUAUAUAAACAAAAGGUGGGAAGAUUCUGUGGAGAGGUUUUAAAAUGCUACUUCUCGCUUCUUCUCUGGCUAUCAUAUACAUAAAUAUAGUGAAAUCAGAUGAGAAAAGAUAUGUGAGUGAAAAAAUGGCUGUCUUUGAUCUUCACAUUCUAAGUUGAUCUUACUAAAUAUGCAAUUAACCAGCUUCCCUGUACACUUCCAUGAUUUCUCUCUGCUAUGCCAUGGGUGUACUGUGGAAGACGUAGGAAUUUUUAGGUUCAAUAUAUCAAUCCAUUUAAGAGAGCACUCAGUGCUAGCCUUGCUGAGUUUGGAGCAUGUUUUUGUAAGUGGUGGAGCAAUCUGUUCAGCAGGACAAGGUAUCCCAGUUCUGGAUAAGAACAGCUGAGGCAUUUUCCUGAGGUAAGAUGUUAGAGUUGAAUUAAGUUUAAGGGCUUCUCAUUAGCUGUUCUAAACUUUCAAAAUGAACAAUCUAAACCAAUCUUUGGCAUGUUCUGCUACUUUUGCACUGUUUGGUUUGCUCAAGUUCUGUCCCUGACUUUGCUCCCUUGCUGUGUGGCUGAGUGGCUGAGGUGAGGAGCAGCAGUUUCUGGGACGGUGUGGGAUUCCCACGCCUUCCCUUUGGCCACAGGCUCUCUAUGCAUCACAUCUCCAUCCCAGGUGGACAGCAGAAUCUGGGCAGGGAGAGGGUGUGCAUCCAUGCCAGGGGCAGAUAAACCCUGGCAGUCAAGCAGAAGGCACAGUGUUAGUAGGGCUGGAGUCCUAAGGAAUGGUGAGUAAGGAUUUAGGGAUGGGCUUCAAGAUCCAGUGCUAGUGCAGUGGCAUAAACCAAGUUUGGCUGCUUGAGAUACGGGUCAGUUGUAGAACAGACAAAAGUUUUCAGGUUUCUGAUUUUCUGGAUGACUAACUUGUGCUCUGUGCUGCAUCACUAGCAGGCAUCCAGAGCAGAGACAGUGUGUUAAAAGUCCAUAUGCAAACACAGUGUUGACUUGCUGGUAGUAAGUAAAUAAGGCACCUAGAAGUUGCCCUGGGUACCUUUUUCUCACCUUUAUCUACCACCCUUGCACUCUGCCAGUCCUGAUAUUCCAAACUGCUGGGGCACUUGAAUGAGCUGUUAAAAUCCAAAUGAUGGAGAUCCUUUCUCUCACUCUUUCUACUCACAAAUUCACAGCUGAGGGGCAGACUGGGAGAUACCAACUUCUGUGCUAAUUCUAAGUUUAAGACCUGUGUAUCAGGAACCGCCCCCCCCAGAAAAAGUAUUCAUAUGUGAUGUGUAGCUGCUGCUAUAUGUCAUAUAUAUUGUGUCAUUUUAAGCUGAAAAUGAAAAGAAGUUAAAUAAAAAAUAUGAUAUUUACUAAUAUUUUGUUUUACUGUAAGCUUUUCUUUUCCUGAGAAGCCCUGUCCAUUGCAACCAAAACAUCUGGGUUUAGGCUUAGACAUUGCAAGGAAGACUCCCAGUGAAAUAUAUGAAGCUUUUGGAAGUACUUUUAUAUUUUUUUUUCUGUAAAAGUAGUGGCAUGCAGAAAAUACACUUAAAGCAAACACAGUAAAAAUGCUUUUUAAACACCCCCUGUAGGAAAGUUCUAUCUUCUCUGUCAAUAUCUUACUACUUCUGCAACAUGUGGCUGACCUGGAUGCAUGUUGCAAGAGUUCCUGUGCCAUACCAAAUUCUGAUGUUUAUCCCUUUGUAUUGGCUCAUACAUGGGGAAAAACUGAAAGGAAAUCAAAGCAAGGGAAGCCUUUUGUUGAAUUCUUUUGCACUAUUCUUGGUGCACAUUUUAGUUGCAUGGAACAAUGUGGCUGGGAAGAUUUGAAGAAUUAUGAAGGUUAACUAAAUUAUUUGAAUGAUAUGUUCAAUGCUGGUCACCUGACUAUACUAACAAACUUAAAAGGUGGUUUGAUAGCUGUCAACUUGUUUUGCUAUUGUGCAGCUUAACUGUUACCUUCCUGUAUUAUGAACAUCUAUGUAUUUGGAAAAUAAAUCCAUCUUGCAAGAAAGAUUGUGCAAAAAAAAUUGUUCCUAUUAUACUCCAGUGUAUUGCUGAUGUCAAAUAAAAUACAAUUGUGAGAGUUCUUAAA